CCGCCCCGCCCCGCCCUGCGCGCAGUAUCCGCGGGGGUGGGCGGCCUCGCCUGCAGGGCGCCCAGGCGAUUGGUGACUCGCGAAGGAGACGCAAGGAAAAGUCGAAUAAGAGGGCGCGACGUCAGACCCGAGAUUUGGGGAAGGGCGAGGGAGGGGGGUGAGGGUGGGGACGGACACACAGACACAGAUACGGACACGCACCUCCCGCACGACACCCCAAGUGUCCACAACUUUAGGCCGCCUUAGCCCGGGGCGCAGAGGCCGGGGAUGGGGGUGCGGGGAGUGUAGUGUGAGUAGAGAGAAAUAGGUUUUAAAACGAAAAGAAAGAGUGAAGGGAACAGAGAGGGGAGAGAAAGGAGUAGUGAGAGAGGGAAAGAGAAGAGAAAGACGAGAGUUUCAUAGCAUCCAGGAAAGUGAAAGAGCCCGAAGGAGCGGAAGCGAUCCUGGGGGUUGGUGGGGGGGGGGAGAGGAGCGCAGAAAGGGGAGGGGAGAGGAAGGGCGAGGAGGGGGAGUGAAAACUAGAGGAGGGCGAGGGAAGCGAGGCGCGACACAGCUCGGGGAGAGGAGGGCAGUGAGGAGCAAGGCGCGGGCAGAGGCAGCUCCGGCUGCCGAGAGGAGGGAGCGCGGCGCAGAGAGGAGGGGCUUGCGGGCCCGUAGAAAUGUCAAUCAGAGCCCGGAGCCCCGGGAAUCUCCGCCAAUCUGUUCGGACCUGACCUGGCUCCUUGCCUCCGCCGCCGCCGCCGCCGCCGCGGAGCAGAUCAAUAGGCAAACGCCGAGCGCAGCGCAGCGCGGGAGGCAGCGCGGCCCCAGCCCGGCCCAGCCCCCGAUGCGCGCCGCAGCCCGCGGGCGGCGCUGAGCUGGGCGGCCCCAGGGGCCGGGCCCCCUCUCCGUCCGUGCCCCGCGGGCCACCAUGUCCUUCCCCCAGCUCGGAUACCAGUACAUCCGCCCGCUCUACCCACCCGAGCGCCCGGGGGCCGCCGCCGGCGGUGGCAGCGCUGGGGCACGGGGCGGCCCGGGAGCCGGAGCCUCAGAGCUGGCUGCCUCGGGGUCCCUGUCCAACGUACUCUCGUCCGUGUACGGGGCGCCCUACGCCGCGGCGGCAGCGGCAGCCGCAGCCGCCCAAGGCUACGGCGCCUUCCUGCCCUACGCGGCCGAGCUGCCCAUCUUCCCGCAGCUGGGCACGCAGUAUGAGCUGAAGGACAGCCCGGGGGUGCAGCAUCCGGCCGCGGCCACCGCGUUUCCUCACCCGCACCCCGCCUUCUACCCAUACGGCCAGUACCAGUUCGGGGACCCGUCCCGUCCCAAGAACGCCACCCGGGAGAGCACUAGUACGCUGAAGGCCUGGCUGAACGAGCACCGCAAGAACCCCUACCCCACCAAGGGCGAGAAGAUCAUGCUGGCCAUCAUCACCAAGAUGACCCUCACCCAGGUGUCCACCUGGUUCGCCAACGCGCGCCGGCGCCUCAAGAAAGAGAACAAGAUGACUUGGGCGCCCCGCAGCCGCACGGACGAGGAGGGCAACGCUUACGGGAGCGAGCGAGAGGAGGAAGACGAGGAGGAGGAUGAAGAAGACAGCAAACGCGAACUGGAGCUGGAGGAGGAGGAACUCGGGGGGGAGGAGGAGGACACCGGGGGCGAGGGCCUGGCUGACGACGAGGAGGACGAGGAGAUCGAUUUGGAGAACUUAGACGGCGCGGCCGCGGGGCCCGAGCUGGCCCUGCCUGGCGCGGCGCACAGGGACGGCGACCUCGGCCUGGAACCCACCUCAGACUCCAAGAAUAGCGACUCCGACGACAGUUCCGAGGGCUUGGAGGAGCGUCCACUGCCUGUCCUGAGUCUGGCCCCAGUGCCACCGCCGGUGGCCGCGACUCCGCCAUCACCGGCCUCGCCCUCAGCAGGCCUGGACCCCUGCGCUCCCGCACCAGCGCCCGCCUCGGCCCUGCAAAAACCCAAGAUCUGGUCCCUGGCCGAGACCGCCACAAGCCCGGACAACCCGCGCCGCUCGCCUCCGGGCGCGGGGGGUUCUCCCCCCGGGGCAGCCGUCGCGCCCCCAGCCCUGCAGCUCUCUCCGGCCGCCGCCGCCGCCGCGGCUCAGAGACUCGUCUCGGCGCCGCUGGGCAAGUUCUCCGCUUGGACCAACCGGCCGUUCCCAGGCCCGCCGCCCAGCCCACGCCCGCACCCGCACCCGCUCUCCCUGCUGGGCUCGGCCCCUCCACACCUGCUGGGACUUCCCGGAGCCGCGGGCCACCCGGCCGCCGCCGCCGCCUUCGCUCGGCCGGCGGAGCCCGAGGGCGGAACAGAUCGUUGUAGUGCCUUGGAAGUGGAGAAAAAGUUACUCAAGACAGCUUUCCAGCCCGUGCCCAGGCGGCCCCAGAACCACCUGGACGCCGCUCUGGUCUUAUCGGCUCUCUCCUCAUCCUAGUUCUUUUUAAAAACAAAAUUUUUUUAAAUCGUUGUAAUAAUUGUAAAAACCAAAUCGCUCUGUAUAGUUAUGAUUUGUAAGCAUGUCCGUGUAUGAAUACCUAAAAAGAAAACGAAACAAAAAAAGAAAAAGAAAUAAAACAAAUCUCCCCCCGGUCCUCCCCCGGUGGUUUCUGUACCCCACAUUAGCUGAGUUCGUGAGGUUUGUUUGUUCGGUUGAUUUGGGGGGGGGGGUGGAGUUUCAGUGAGAAUAAGCGUGUUUGACUUUUUUUGUAUAUACAGAAAAAUGUACAUAUGUGUGAACCAAAUUGUACAAGAAAGUAUCUAUUUUUGGCUAAAUAAAUGAGCUGUUGCCACUUUGACUAUAA
This is a messenger RNA of Orcinus orca (killer whale), 2789 nucleotides long. RefSeq names its product iroquois homeobox 3 (gene IRX3). The record is from RefSeq and is a predicted model, not a curated record. Gene Ontology annotation, molecular function: RNA polymerase II cis-regulatory region sequence-specific DNA binding; DNA-binding transcription factor activity, RNA polymerase II-specific. Gene Ontology annotation, cellular component: nucleus. NCBI's taxonomy places the organism in Eukaryota, Metazoa, Chordata, Mammalia, Artiodactyla, Delphinidae. The transcript has 4 exons. Bases 911 to 2422 code for a protein of 503 amino acids. Gene Ontology annotation, biological process: cell development; neuron differentiation; regulation of transcription by RNA polymerase II.